This is a messenger RNA of Centropristis striata (black sea bass), 8965 nucleotides long. Its product is annotated as VPS10 domain-containing receptor SorCS1. NCBI's taxonomy places the organism in Eukaryota, Metazoa, Chordata, Actinopteri, Perciformes, Serranidae. The transcript has 27 exons. The record is from RefSeq and is a predicted model, not a curated record. The coding region runs from base 156 to 3878 and encodes 1240 amino acids. Gene Ontology annotation, cellular component: Golgi apparatus; membrane. Gene Ontology annotation, molecular function: protein binding. Gene Ontology annotation, biological process: post-Golgi vesicle-mediated transport.
CAAAUCCUUCAACUUGGACCACUUUUUACAACCCUGCAUUUGAGCAACGCCACAACUUGCGCAGCACUUCCUCUUCCACAGCCGAGCGGCAGUUUACACCCCAAUAAGGUAGAGAGAAGAGUGGGGAUCCUCAGCAUCCUUCUCUGCCGCCAGCCAUGGAGCGGGAGGUCAUAUUUUGCCCAAAGUGGCACCGUGCGUUUUGGUUUUUGAUUUUGAUGAUGCUCUGUUUAUUUCAAGCCGCCAAAGCUGACAUAACUUGCAGGUCCUGCCAGCCUGGGAAUAAGUGGCGUGCACAGGAAUUACUGCUGAAAUUUGACACAAGUGAGUCCGCAACAGGAUUAAAGGGAGAAGUUUUUGGACGCGGAGACGGGGCAGGAGGAUCCGGGGCUGCAAGUGCCGAAAGUCGGCGGCUCCGUUGCGCAGCUGGUUCCGCUGAAUGCGCUCCAGAUCGGGCGGAGUACACAGAGCCAAGGCGGCUGAAACGGAAUACAGACAACCUGCAUGCACAAGGCGAAGCUGGUGAGAUGAAAGUUUACAAUGUGAAAAUGAGUCGCCUGGAGAAGAUCAGCGCUGCUGCGGGGUUUACUGCCGCCAGAAAGCGCGCCAGAAGGAACAGUGAUGAUAGAAUCAGAUCAGCUCAGAGUCAAGACCCGGGAGAGAGCGUGAGCUCGGCGGCUGGACGCAGAGUGACGCGCUCCGAGCUGCGCUGGAGCGGAGAGGAGCGCAGAGCCGCCGGUCCGAGGCAGGAGGAACUAAAACUUAACAGUUCAACGUUCGCCCUGACUGGGGACUCAUCUCACAACCAGGCUAUGGUGCACUGGUCCGGCCACAACAGCAGUGUGAUUUUGAUGCUGACCAAACUAUUUGACUUCAACCUCAACAGUGUGACUGAGAGUUCAUUAUGGAGGUCAACCGACUACGGAGCAACGUACCAGAAACUGAAUGACAAAGUAGGAGCCAAGACAAUCCUCAGUUAUUUGUAUGUGAGCCCUAACAACAAGAGAAAGAUCAUGCUGCUGACUGAUCCAGAGGUGGAGAGCAGUCUCCUGAUCAGCUCUGAUGAAGGGGCUACCUACCAGAAGUACCGGCUCAACUUCUACAUCCUCAGCCUGCUUUUCCAUCCUGAGCAGGAGGACUGGAUUCUGGCCUACAGCCACGACCAAAAGCUCUACAGCUCGGUGGAGUUUGGGAGGAGGUGGCAAGUGGUGCAUGAGAGAGUGGCUCCAAAUCGUUUCUACUGGUCGAAGAUGGGUUUGGACAAAGAGCCAGGCUUAAUUCACCUGGAAACCAGCAUCUCUGAAGGACAGGCGCUGUAUGUCACCUGCAAGCUGCAGAACUGCACAGAUGCCAACAAGGGCAAACCAUUCCCCGGCUACAUUGACCCCAAUUCUCUGGUGGUGCAAGAUGAGUAUGUGUUUGUCCAGGUGUCAGCUGCAGGGAGGCCGAUCUACUAUGUGUCUGCCAAAAGAGAUGUCUUUACACCAAUGAAGCUGCCCAAGUACACACUGCCCAAGGAUCUGCAUGUGAUCAGCACGGAUGAAAACCGCGUGGUUGCAGCCGUACAGGAGUGGAACCAGAACGAAACUUACAACCUGUACGUGUCUGACACGUCGGGGGUCUUCUACACUCUGGCCCUGGAGAACGUGGUCAGCAGCAUGGGCCCCGAGGGUAACGUCAUGGUCGACCUCUAUGAGGUAGCGGGAAUAAAGGGGAUGUUCCUCGCCAACAAAAAGACGGACAACCAAGUGAAGACGCACAUCACCUACAACAGAGGCAGAGACUGGAGGUUACUGCAGGCCCCGAGCAAAGACCUGAGGGGCAACAGCGUUCACUGUGUGCUUCCCUACUGUUCGUUACAUCUCCAUCUCCAUGUGUCUGCAAAUCCCUACACAUCUGGAAACAUAGCCAGCAGGGAGUCAGCGCCGGGGAUCAUUGUCGCGUCAGGCUCAAUCGGCUCAGAGCUGACCACCAGCAAUGUCAGCGUGUACAUCGCCUCGGAUGCUGGAAACACUUGGAGACAGAUCUUUGACGAGGAGUAUGCGGUGCUGUAUCUCGACCAAGGAGGAGCCUUACUCGCAAUAAGACACACUCCGCUUCCCAUCCGACACCUGUGGUUGAGCUUUGACGAAGGACGACAGUGGAACAAGUACAGCUUCACCAACACGCCUCUGUUCGUGGACGGGGUGCUGGGAGAGCCUGGGGAGGAGACUCUCAUCAUGACGAUAUUCGGCCACGUCAGUCAUCGCUCAGAGUGGCAGCUGGUGAAAAUAGACUUCAGGUCCAUCUUUAACAGGAGGUGUACAGAGGCGGAUUAUCAGACGUGGCAUCUUCACAACCAGGGCGAGCCGUGCCUCAUGGGAGUGAAAAGAAUCUACCGGAAGCUGAAGCCCACAUCCAGGUGCGUUAUGGGGAAGACAUACUCUGUGUCGAUGACGUCGGGCCCCUGUGACUGUACAGAGGCUGACUUUGAAUGUGAUUAUGGCUAUGAGAGACGGACUGACGGCAAGUGCACUCCCGCCUUUUGGUUCCAUCCAUCAACAAUGUCCAGAAGUUGUACCACAGGGAUGACUUUUCUUAACAGCACUGGCUACAGGAAAGUGGUCUCUAAUAACUGUACAGCUGGAGUCAGCGUGGAGUACACAGCCAGGAGACAGCAGUGCCCCAUCCAAGCACCCAAAGGUCUCCACCUGGUCACCAGUGAGGGCACGCUGAUAGCCACACUGGGCGCUAAUGUCACCUUCCUCGUUUUCCUGGAGGAGGGCGACGGGGCGAGAACAAGCAUCACACUGGACUUCGGAGACGGCCACGCUCUGACCUACUCCAAUGUCAGCUCUAUUGAGGACGGGAUCAAACACAUCUACAAAGCUGUGGGAAUCUACCGAGUGACUGCCACCGGGGAGAACAGCCUCGGCUCAGAGACUGUCAUGCUCUACCUGCAUGUUACAUGUCAGCUGGAGUAUAUCCAUCUCUCAGCUCCCUUUGUGGCGGUGAGGAAUAAGGAAGUGAACCUGACUGCCGUUCUGUGGCCCAGCCAAGUGGGAACGGUCACCUACAUCUGGUGGAUCGGAAAUAACACGGAGCAGCCAGUGAUCACACUCGAGGGAAGUGUGGCGUACACGUUCUCCCGGGAAGGCAUCAGUACAGUCACUGUGCAGGUGUCUGCUGGGAAUACUAUUCUGCAGGACAGAAAAACCAUCACUGUCCACGAAUAUUUCCGCUCUCAUCUGCUCGCCUUUUCAUCAAACCUGGACGACCACAACCCCGAUGUUCCAGAAUGGAGGCUGGACGUGAGCCGAGUCAUCAGGAACUCUCUGAUCCAGGCCACAGGCGUGCGAGAGGAUCAGCUUCUGGUCACCAUCCUCCCAGGUUUACCCACAGCAGCAGAGUUUUUUCUUCUGCCCGACAAACAGCUAACUGAGGGGAAAGCAGAGAAGAACUCUGCUCAUUUAGAUCAGCUCUCAGAGGUUUUGCUCAGCGCCUUGAAUCAAAAUCUUGUCCAGUUCACGUUGCGGCCUGGGGUCCAAGUCACCGUGUAUGCAGCACACUUAUCGGCAGCGCCCCUAGUGGACACCAGUGAGAACCACAGUGGCUCUGCCAUGCUAAUGCUGUUAUCAGUAGUGGUUGUGGGUUUAGCUGUAUUUGUCAUCUACAAAUUCAAGAGGAAGAUCCCAGGCCUCAACGUCUAUGCGCAGAUGCAGAACGAAAAAGAACAAGAAAUGAGUCCAGCUAAUCCAACAGAGGCCACGCCCAGCUCACAGCGGGACUUGGUGCAUUCUUUGGAGAUUCUGGACACAGAGUUUAACUCACGGCCCAUAGGAUGUAUGAAACCUCAUGUACAUGUGAAAUUCUCCACAGAACUCCCCACAUACAUCGUCUAAUCUCUGGACUGGAUUACCACUCCAACUGCGUCAUGAAUAUUUUUUACCAUUUGGGACACAAUGGUUUUGAGCUUUAUACCUGUGCAUGUUGGACCCUGCUGACACAUACUGUGCUCUGUUCAAACCAGAAGAAACUGUGUACAGGUUUUCAUUUUCUUUCAACAUAUGUCAGAUAAAUUAAACAUUUUAAAUACCCAAUUUAUUUAUACAAGCCAGAUACAUAAUUCAGAAAGGAACGCCAGCAUGAACUAGAGAGGGUAAAAAAUGAAAUAAGCAACAAUAUUUUGGUUUUGCUUACAUAUCUAAGAUUGGUUUGCUGUUCUAUGAUGCUAACAGCAGUAGUGUAUUAUUUAUUCAUAUGAAUAUACUUUUAUGAAGUAUGUUAUUGAAGUGAAUUACACAUUUAUUUUGUAAAUCAUGAAUGUCUAUGUUAUAAAUUUGUGUAUUUUAAUAACAAAUGUCAUACUAAACAGAAAUGCUGUUAUAAAAUAUGAAUAGGGUACUUCAAAGCUUUUGGUCCAUUGUCUCUUGGAAAGCUGAUUUAUGGCACAAUACACAUUUUCUACUGAAAUGUUUCCUUUUUUCCCCCUGAAUUUAAUUUAUUAACAAAAUACAGGGUUGGGUUUUCUGGAUAAAUUUAACAUUUGCUGUUAAUCUAAUGCUUCUGGUACUAUUUAUGAAACAUACCAGUUUGUAAAAUGUUUUGUGCUUCAGAAUAAUAGCAACGUGAAGGUGCUACCCUGCACCUUUUGACUGCAAGUGAUCCCCAAAUAUGACAACCAUUACACCUUUUAGGAGUAGAAGAAGAAACAGGGAUGAUGGGAGGACUAUCCCACAAAGAAGAGUAUUCCAAAGUGGUCCUCAACCACACCCAGAUCACAGCCAACAUACCUACUGGAGGCAGAGUACAAUUUAUCAAAGCUCAGAUUUGAGGUGGCAGUUGGAAUAAGAUACAACUACUUUGUGGGAAAAUCCAAAGAGCAUGGCAGCGAAAGAGAGAGAGAGACAGAGAGAGAGAGGUUGAGAGAAAUGGAAGAGCGCUUUUUGGGCCAUGAUGCAUUCAGAGUGUUAUAUUGGACAGAAUAAGAAGAGGUUGACUUCUUGAAUACUUAAUGUAACCAGUCAAGCUCAAGGCUGGCUAAGGUUGGUGACACAUUUAGGCUAAUGUCCUGACCCGCUCUGGAGUAGCACCCAUCUUCAUCCCAGCUCAUUAUAUUGCACUAUAGGAGCAGGAGAAGUAGAGCGCAGAUGCUACCAGGCUACACGGAUGGUUAGCUUGUUCAGAGGACUGUCAAGCCCUGUGGUACUUUGUGUGAGAAAUCUGAUAGAUGUAAAUGCCUGAUUGAUGCCUUUCAAAUCUUCAGAGGCAACAUUUCCGGAUUAGUUUUCCCUACUUUUACUUUAUGGAGAUGUGGAAAUGCAGAGGGAGUGUGGUUUGGGAACUCUGGAUGAUAAUUUCUACAACUGUUCAGUUGUAGCUGUACAGAACUUGCCAAAGUAAAUACAUCAACAACACUAUCCGUAGAGAAUGGACCACACAGAGAGCGACAGUUAGACGACUACAUGCAUCACACUUCAACUGCUAACAGUGAAGAUCUACUGAACACUGAGCUAAGUAUAUCAAGGGAUUUCCCUUGAUACUCAACUCAAAAGUUUAAAAAUAAAUCCAAAUGCGAGUAUUUCUUGGUAGCUCUGUGGUGAAAAUAUCUGUCUUUAAGAUUACAGAUACAAACACAUGAAGUGAUGCUUGUGACACAAAAUCAUUUAAACGAUAAGGCAAGUGGGGCAUCUGCCCAAAGAGUCCCAGUGUGCGAAUUAGUUUGUGAUAAUCUGGUUAACUGCAAUAUGUCCAUUACAUACUGUAUGUACCAGUAAUAUUAAUUUAAAUUGAAAUGAUAAGGGCCUAAGGAGUGUUGGUGUUAACUUUUUGUUCUAACGAGUAUCAUUUACAUUUUGUGAACCUAAAAACAAAAGGUUAUUAUAAGGUAUUGUAAGCUGGUUAGCUGGCUGUCCUCGUGCUGCAGGCAUUGCCCCCUUUACAAGGUGACAGUUCUGUGCAGAGUACCAGAAAAAAAGCACUGAUAGAGAGAUACAUUACAGACAGUAUGAUAAUAACAACCAAAACACAAGAUUCACUCUCAGUGGUUUCUGUCAAAUGGGAAAUACAGCAGCAGUGCCAGCAGUGACGUCAGUUGAGUAGGCGGUCCCUGAUGUGGCCCAGGAUACAUUCACAUUGAAACACUGCUAAAAGAAUGUGGCCAUAUGUGGCACAGACCACCUCUGACUGUGGUCUUACUUGAUUGUUACGCUUCCAGUAGCUCUCCAAUGUAACUCACACCAAAUGUGCUGUUCAGACAGAAGAAACAGUCACAGUAAAGAAAGUUUGGUGUGUCACUGAGGAGUGAAUGUACAAAACAUACAAUUUCUGCUUUUCCCGGCUGUUGAUGUGCAUCAAUCAAUGCUAGGAAGCAGGGCGGUGGCGUAUCCCGGUCGUGUGCUCUAGAGAACAGAUAUAAUGAGCCUGAAGUCUGAAGGGAUGUUUGUCUUGAGCACGUAAGUUGAAUACUGAGGUCCGAAUGUUCAGGUAUAUUCUCGUGUUGUCACUAUUGGUACACAACAAAGAAGUCCAGAGAGAUGUGUUAUCAUGAAGAGUUUCUCUUACUUAAGUCCCAUACUGCUUGUUAAAGGUAUACUGUGGGAAACUGUGAAGCCUUUGGCCACGAUAAGCAGCUGUUCCUCCAUUUUGAUAAAAAGGGAUAGUUCACCCCAAAAUCAAAAAUACAUAUUUUUUCCUCUAACCUGCAGUGUUGUGAGUUUCCAAGUACUGAAGAUAUCAGCAAUAUAUACCUGCCUUCUCUUGAAUAUAAUGGAACUAGAAGGCACUCAGCUUGUGGUGCUAAGUACCAAAAAAAUACAUUUGAAAAACUCAGAGACCAUGUUGUGAACAGUUUCAUGAAGAACAAUUUUAUUUCCAGCAAACUACCAGCCAUAUCACCACGCAGGAGGAAGUGAAGUCAAACAUUGCGGCCAGCUCACCUAUCUCCACUUAGCUAGCUAAAGCUCAGCACGAGCUGUGCCAUGAGUGGAUGCAUGCUUCCUCCUGUGCACACAAACUGUUGGUAUGUGUAAAUCAGUAGAAAGAAAAUGGUUCCUUUAUGAGACUGCUCACAACAAGGUCAGUGGACUAUCUUGACUAAGUGAGUCAUGAUUUCUGUAAAGAAACAUUGCUUUUAAGUUUUUGAAAUGUAAUCAUUUAUGUCACUUUGAGUACCAUAACCCAAGCAAGGUUAUAAUAGUUUUGGAUUUUUCAUUAGUUUUAGUUUUAAUUUCGUUGUGAAUUUUGUUUUCAAAUUCAGUUAGUUUUAGUUAGUUUUUAGAGUGAGUUUGCUAGUUUUAGUUUAGUUUUUAUUUGUUGAGAAUGCUUAGUUUUAGUUUAGUUUUUAUUAGUUUUAGUGUUAGUUUUAGUUUUUUUGUAAUGGUUAUGUGCCUUAAUUUCCUUUGGUUUAUCCAUCUUAGCCCCAAUAAGGUUAUUAACUCUUACAGUUCGGGGUGUUUUGUAUUUUGGUUGAAGUGUAGACAUCCCAGUCUCAGUAAACAUAUUUACCAUGUGUUCUUGCAUGUUGAAAUAGAAAACUGAAAACUGAAUUAUGUAUGAAAAAAGUUGACAAAGACGAAAACUAGGGACAUUUUCACUAUAAUUUUAGUUAGUUUUAGUUAGUUUUGUAACCACACAAUACAGUUUCAGUUAGUUGUCGUUUUUGAAAAAACUCUUGUUUUUAUUUUUAUUUCAGUUAACGAAAAUGUUUUUUCAAUUUUAGUUUUCGUUAUUUUGUUAGUUUUCGUUAACUAUAAUAACCUUGAACCCAAGAGCCAUAAAGUUCCAUUAUAUUAAAUAUAAGGCACACAUCUCUAUAGGCAAUGUCCCCAAUAAUCAUCAACUCACCCCAAAUCAAUAUAGACUGAUGAUUGGCAUUACAGGAGAGAUAAAAUAUGUAUUUCUGAGUUUGGGAUGAACUGUCCAAGUAAGUUCCUUUUUUGAAGCUGAGUAAGGCUAUUUGCAUAAAGUCGAACCUUUCUCAACUUCCCUAUGUUGUGCUGUUGAGCAACUUUUCAGUAAUUGAGUAGUAGUGGACAGCACCACUGGCAAGAUCCUGCCAGUGUGUGUUGCUCUGAGAUACAUUUUUUUUAGUUGAGGUGUGAUAAAUCAGUUGAAUCAGUGAAGCGUUUAUAUUUUAAAGCUGCAUGCUAAGACGAUCUUGGUAUCAACUCUUCGUUCAUCUUCAUUUCCAUAGUAGCUGUGUGUGUUCCGUCUGAGGCUGUAGGACAGAAUUUGCACCCAGCUAUGAAGCAAUUUAUUUUCUUCCAUUGCAUGGUUUAUAGGGGUAAUUUUACAUACUGGUGGUUGGACUUUUUGUAAAUCAGCAACAUCAAUGAAAUGUCAAAGAAUGUAGCAAUACAAUAAUAAUUGGAUUUCCUAUGGUUAAGGAAAUUAAUUCCUUUCAUUAAUGACGUAAGUACUGAUUUAGUUCACAUUUCAGAUUUAGAAAAUAGCUCCUGGCUCUGAUUUUAACAGCUUGAGGAAACAUAUAGAAGCCUGUAACCCCAGACCCACAGUCAGAAACAGCACAUUACCAGUCCUAACCUUAACCCCAGGGAACAGGAAGUGAAAUUGACCAGACAAGAUCAGGAGGUCUGUCAUAAUAAAAGCACCUUCUGUCGUUGUGUGUCAGUGGGAGGGGGACAGGUCGAACAGACAGGAAGCGCUCUCUGGCCUCCUGGUUAGGAGGAGCUGUGAUGUGACUGAGAGUGUGGGAAACAGCAUCAAGUUGUAGACUAUCUUUGAGCCACUCUUUCUUCCUUUCUCUCCCUCUCUCCUCUCUAUAUCCUCCUUCCAACAGAAUUAGCAAGAUUAUUAUUUUUGUAGAGAAAAAUUAAUAAUAAUAAAAAAAGACUUUUAUUACUGUACAGCUUUUGUAUAAGAACAGACGGUAAGGUGUUACAGUGUUUUUGUUUGACCUCAACUGUGCUGUGUGUAAUUGUUUUAUGCAUUUAUAAUCAUAUUUAUUAAAUGGAAAGACGUCUGUUAA